Cladophialophora immunda is the source of this 1318-nucleotide messenger RNA. RefSeq lists its product as uncharacterized. The transcript has 2 exons. NCBI's taxonomy places the organism in Eukaryota, Fungi, Ascomycota, Eurotiomycetes, Chaetothyriales, Herpotrichiellaceae. Bases 174 to 995 code for a protein of 273 amino acids. Gene Ontology annotation, biological process: actin cytoskeleton organization; barbed-end actin filament capping; cell morphogenesis. The record is from RefSeq and is a predicted model, not a curated record. Gene Ontology annotation, molecular function: actin filament binding. Gene Ontology annotation, cellular component: actin cortical patch; F-actin capping protein complex; cytoplasm.
GCCAGACAGUACACAUCUCCACGCCGUCAAGUUUCUAGACUGAGUCGAUCCAUACGCUUCUCCCAGGAAUAACCCCCAGCUGGCCUGAGUCUCAUCCGUUACGAUCACGUCCCGUCUUUCGAUUGAAUAGCCUGGCGCUUCAAGCAAAACAGAACGGCUGAACUGCUUGCCCAAUGGCAAGCGAAGCCCAAUUCGAUGCCGCCUUAGAUCUCCUCCGUCGCCUCUCCCCCCUCAAGGUGUCAGACAACCUGACCUCCAUAACCACGCUCGUGCCCGAUCUUACCGAAGACCUCCUCUCCUCCGUCGACCAACCGCUGACCUCAGCACGCUGCAAAAAGACAGGCCGGGACUACCUGUUAUGUGACUACAACCGCGACGGCGACUCAUACCGGAGUCCCUGGAGCAAUGAAUUCGAACCUCCGCUAGACGAUGCCACAUACCCCAGCGACCGGGUCCGGAAGAUGGAAGUCGAGGCAAACACCGCAUUCGAUGUGUACAGGCAGAUGUACUACGAGGGCGGGACGGGGUCGGUAUACUUGUGGGACUUGGAUGACGGAUUCGCAGGAGUAGUCCUCCUGAAAAAAGCCGUGGGAAAGGAGGCCGGGUGGGAUAGCAUACACGUUUUUGAAGUCGAUGAGAGAAGGGGCAGUGGAAGGACAUGUCAUUACAAGCUGACCAGCACCGUCAUCUUGCAUCUUGGUCGCGAUAGCGAGGGACUCGGGUCAUUGAACCUGUCCGGAAGCAUGACGAGACAAGUCGAGGCCGACCUGGUGGUGGAGAACGUCGGUGGACAGGGCAAAGACGGAGGCCACGUGUGCAAUGCAGGCCGCUUGAUCGAGGACAUGGAAGGCAAGAUGAGAAACAUGCUUCAAGAGGUAUAUUUCGGCAAAGCAAAAGACGUGGUGGGCGACCUGAGAAGCGUGGCUCCGUUGACAGGCGUCAAUCGUGAAAGACAGGCCCAGAGGGAUGUCAUUUCUAGCAUGGGAGGAAAGUGAUUCGAGCAGCAGAACUGGUGAGGGCGCCUUAUGGCUGCUCGCCUACCUGAUCGCCUUGUCUUACGGAAGAAGAGAACUUCAAGACAUUGCCCUCUCUGAGCAAGCAGGCCGGUUUCAUUAAAAGACCACAUGGGUCAAAAUUCAUGACUCAUAGAGAAGCGAAGAAUUAGUUGGUCCCUAGCGACUGAAGGGAUCAUCUUUCACCUCAUGCUGGUCAGUUCCUGACUCAAUUUCAACCAUUUCCCCGGCCAGCAGGUGACAAGGGUUUCUGGGCAUAGUCAGCACCUUUCGAUUCACCAUGUUGUCUCUGUUCUUUCGCUUGA